Suillus clintonianus is the source of this 1401-nucleotide messenger RNA. RefSeq lists its product as uncharacterized. The record is from RefSeq and is a predicted model, not a curated record. Bases 1 to 1401 code for a protein of 466 amino acids. The transcript is spliced from 5 exons. Lineage: Eukaryota; Fungi; Basidiomycota; Agaricomycetes; Boletales; Suillaceae.
AUGUCCAAUCCUCGUAAGUCCCCGAUGUACUUCGGAUCCAUACACUUCACUAGACAGCCCCCGCGCAGUAUCAGUACCACCAUUAUCAUCCCCAUCUGGCGGUCCGGUUGCAACCACUACGCCAAUAUCGUCAAUUCUGCCUGCGACUGCUACUACACCCACUACUACUACUACUCCGUCGACGACGUCGACGAGCACUACCCCUACUACCACCUCAACUACGUCCUCGACGCAAUCAACCACUCGGUCUUGACUACCACUAGUCCUACCACAAGCGCAACAACAUCGACGACACCCAGUCUUGCUCCUUCAACUUUCAUCACAACCAGUGGUAAUCAGGUAGUCACCAGCAUCACCUAUGUCACUGCAAGCUCCACCCCUUCAUCUGCUAAUAAUACGGUCACUUCAUCCAACUCGUUUUUCUCCAAUACUGGGGCCGUUGCUGGUGUCUUCACUGUCGUCGGUCUCGUCGUUGUUGCAAUCUUCGUCGCACUUCUGACAAACGCCGUUCGCCGCCGCCGUGCUAAGAGAUUCGACAGGGACGUCGCGGAAGCAGCCGCAGAGGCGGCUGCUACUUCACGUUCGCCAUUCGACGAUUACACGUACUCUAACAAUGGCGGUUCGGGCGGUGGUGGAUAUCCGUACUCCGAUACCACUCAUGGGACUUUUGGCCAAGCUCCGAUGGGCCUUCCCACUGACACCUAUGGGAUGAGUGAGAUGACACAAUAUGAUCCGUAUGCAGCUGGGGCUGUAUCUCUCGCUACAGCUAACGUGGGAAGGGCCCGAAGUAGGCAAGACAGUGAAACACGGCGUGCACCAGGCAUUGCUGGUGUUGGUGCAGGCAACCUUGCUCGCGAGCCGAGUCGCAGGUUGCCAUACCACGCUUUCGCUGGUCCUGGCCCCCAACCCCACGAGACGAUCGACCACACCCCUAGCAUGGUGCACAGACCCCGUGGGGGCGAGUUGCUUGAAGCUGCCGGUCUGGCAGGCACCGGAGUUGCCGCUAUGACCGCUGCGAACAAUGGAGCAUAUAUUAACCGCCGGCCUUCGGAGUAUACCCAACAGACACAUGGAAGUAUGCGUUCUCGGGGGCACUCGUCGAACGAGAACCACCUUAUGAAUCUUCAGCCUGCAUUCCAGCCACCUCCGCACAAUGAUACCCAGUACGCGGACGCAUACACUGGCUUUGUUAAUGCGCCUUCUCCUCAACCGUUGAGCCCCGGCUUUCCCAAUCCUUAUGAGACUUCUCCGUCGCCGCCCCCUGCUCAGUCUAACCAUCAUUCGGGUGACGUCGAAGGCGAGGAUUACCACGAUGAUGGCCCUCCGGCCCAGCGUCUGAGCUACGCCGACGACGAAGACUACGGUCAACACAACCGUGUGCUUAGAGUUGCAAAUGAGUAA